Messenger RNA from Bactrocera neohumeralis, 1802 nucleotides. It is a transcript of the gene AkhR, whose product is annotated as adipokinetic hormone/corazonin-related peptide receptor variant I. Gene Ontology annotation, cellular component: membrane. The transcript is spliced from 9 exons. The record is from RefSeq and is a predicted model, not a curated record. Gene Ontology annotation, biological process: G protein-coupled receptor signaling pathway. The coding region runs from base 531 to 1802 and encodes 423 amino acids. NCBI's taxonomy places the organism in Eukaryota, Metazoa, Arthropoda, Insecta, Diptera, Tephritidae. Gene Ontology annotation, molecular function: peptide binding; vasopressin receptor activity; adipokinetic hormone receptor activity.
GCCUUCACUCAUUUAGUUGCGCACUCGUCUACGCCAAGAGCUGUGCUGCGGCGUAUGGUAAACGGUAAACACACACGUUUUGUAAGCUCAAAACGGCUUACAGGAUAUCAUAAACACGUUAGCAGCGCAAAACAACACAUUUGUAGCACCCUGUGUUAGAGUUUAAAUUGUGUGUGUUACUCAUACGCCCCGUCAACUCGUUAAAUGCUCGCAGUCAAUUAGAUAGUCGUUGCGCGGUUUCGGUCAAGGUCAGCUGUGUUCACUUGCAUUUCGAGUUGUGUCUUGUAUUUUUUUCAAUUUACUUAACAAUUAUGAAUUUGGUUUUAGUGUUGAAUAAUAGACGUCAAGUGAUAAAGCAAUGACGUUUGAGUGAGAGAAAACGUAGCGGUUAUAACACAUUCCAGCAACUAUAGACAUACAUACAUAUGUAUGUAUAUAUAACAUAUGCAGCAGGCACAUAAACACAUACGUACAUACAUACACAACUAGCAAAUAUACGCCAAUUUAUCGAGCAGACAAACUUUGAUGCCAUGAAAAUGCCGCAAACCGAAGAUGAGGUUAAUGAAAAGAUUUACGAUCAUCGCAUCAUGCCGGAUUGGUCGAAUGUGGUCAACGAAACAAAUGGCACAAUGCACUACUCGAAGGAUAUGAUCUUCAAUGAUGGGCAUCGACUAUCCAUCACAGUUUACAGCAUCCUGCUUGUGCUCUCGUCGAUCGGCAAUUCAACAGUGCUGUAUUUGAUCGUGAAGCGACGCUGGCACAAUCGUACGCGCAGUCCGUCCCGCAUUGAUAUUAUGUUGAUGCAUUUGGCCAUUGCUGAUUUGAUGGUGACUUUCCUGUUAAUGCCGCUGGAGAUAGCGUGGGCGUAUACGGUGCAAUGGCGUUCCACCGAUUUCGUCUGUCGCACAAUGAGCUUUUUCCGCGUGUUCGGCCUGUAUUUGUCGAGUUUUGUGCUAGUCAGCAUAUCGAUAGAUCGAUAUUAUGCCAUUUUGAAACCGUUGAAGUUCUCAACAAAUCGCGGUCGUAUUAUGCUGGCAAUUGCAUGGAUCGCGUCGGUGAUCUGCAGUACACCGCAGGCAUUUAUAUUCCAUUUGGAGCAGCAUCCCAAAGUGAAGGGCUACUACCAAUGCGUUGCAUUCCAUUCCUUUCCCACCGAACUGCAUAAGCUAAUCUACCAGAUCUCGAAUAUGUGCGCCAUGUAUGCCUUCCCAUUGGUCACAUUCAUCUAUUGCUAUGGCCGCAUCUAUUUGGAGAUCUAUCGCAAGAGUUUCGCCCGCUUCCGACGCUCCAACGAUGAUGUGCUCGGACGCGCUAAAAAGCGUACGCUAAAAAUGACUAUAACAAUAGUGAUCGUAUUUGUGAUCUGCUGGACGCCAUACUAUAUUAUGUGUUUGUGGUUUUGGCUUGAUAAGCCUUCUGCAGAUAAUGUGAAUCCGCUGUUGCGUAAAAUACUCUUCAUAUUCGCAUGCACGAAUUCGUGUAUGAAUCCGUUGGUGUAUGGUGUGUUCAAUAUACGAGGCAAGACGAAUAAUAACAAUACGUCUGUUCAUAAUCGGCACACAUCGCUCUCCAGUGGCGGUCGCAUGGCCAUGAAAGAACGUAACGGCAGUGCACAUACCGUUGUCACAUUACCAGCGGUGAUCAAUGGCAGCAAUGGUGACACCAGCAAUGUCACACAAAGCACCACACUCUCAAAUGAUAUAUUCACCAUAUCGAAAAUCGCAGAAGAUAUUGAAAAAGAGAAGCCGCCAAAGAUUAUAAUAAAGAUGGCCGAAUGGUGGCAUGGUGGUUACAUGAAAUAA